CCUUGAUGAGAUCUUUACCUGACCCGUUAUGUUUAGGCGCUGCAACUUCUUCAGACCACACACAUGUUAUAAACUAUGUAUGUCUGUCUAGUCAUCACCAAACGAAUAUAUAUUCCUAAUAUUACAUCUUUUAAUCUCUCUCUCCGCAAAUUAUUAGUCUUGUCAAAUCUUGCUCUUUCCUCGUUUGAAUCUUGAGGGCCAUGUCGGAUCUUGCAAAAGACGCAUGGCGAAAGUAUCUGAUUCAGCUCCAAGCCUACCCUUUACGAACCAAGGCGAUCACUGCUGGGGUCUUGGCUGGGUGCAGUGAUGCUAUAGCUCAGAAGAUCUCUGGAGUUAAACAGAUUCAGUUCCGGAGAUUGCUUCUCCUUAUGUUGUAUGGGUUGGUUUAUGGAGGACCAUUUGGUCACUUCUUUCACAAAUUGAUGGAUGCUAUUUUCAAAGGGAAGAAGGGUAAUUCAACUGUCGCCAAAAAGGUUUUGUUGGAACAACUUACAUCAUCUCCUUGGAACAAUUUUCUUUUCAUGGCUUACUAUGGUUUAGUAGUUGAAGGGAGGCCAUGGAAGCUAGUCAAGCAAAAAGUUGGGAAAGAUUUCCCUGCAAUCCAGUUAACAGCAUGGAAGUUCUGGCCAGUUGUGGGAUGGAUUAAUUAUCAGUAUGUCCCAUUGCAAUUUCGCGUCUUGUUCAGCAGCUUCGUAGCCUCAUGCUGGAGCAUAUUUCUGAACCUUAAAGCCCGGUCCCCGGCGAUCAAGAACGCCUAGAAUAUGAAAGAAACAUGAUUGAAUCACCUUUUAUCUCGAAAUGUAAAAAAACUCCAAGAAUUGAAUCUCAAGUUAAAAACUGAAUCACUUUGGUCACUGUUUGUGUUGUUUUGGUCCAUUAUAUUAAUAAUAAUUCAAAUUAGAUGCAUUUUAUAAA
Messenger RNA from Capsella rubella, 915 nucleotides. RefSeq names its product peroxisomal membrane protein PMP22. NCBI's taxonomy places the organism in Eukaryota, Viridiplantae, Streptophyta, Magnoliopsida, Brassicales, Brassicaceae. Bases 201 to 758 code for a protein of 185 amino acids. The transcript is spliced from 7 exons. Gene Ontology annotation, cellular component: cytoplasm; membrane. The record is from RefSeq and is a predicted model, not a curated record.